Messenger RNA from Porites evermanni, 27077 nucleotides. The record is from the annotation of a GenBank genome assembly. Lineage: Eukaryota; Metazoa; Cnidaria; Anthozoa; Scleractinia; Poritidae.
UUUUCUACAACGUCAGACAUCGCCAGGUAAACCCCAGCAACACGUGCAAGUUACAAACAAUUCAUGAGGCUUUGGAAUUUUUUUCCCUGUCGGUAUGGUCUCGUAAAGAGCGUGUUGGCGCUGCUGAAUGGCGCAAACUGCUCGGGUCCAUGCCAGUAACAGCGAAGAAAGCGGUCGUCGCCUUCAACUUCCCAAUAAGGAGCCUGUAUCGAACACGGAACACACAAAUCAUCGUUUUAAAAUUCCUUUAGCGGGCAGAGAUUUCUUUUCUGACCCGUUCAUACGUGAGAAUGGUUCAAGUAGUGUAGUAGGCUCGAAAAAUCAGGGUAUUUUGAACGAGCUACAAGAUUAUAUUCAGAGUACAGAACAUCGGACUGUCAACAAUAAUAAGGGAAAUUCCUUGCCCAACAAAAUGGCGACGUCGAGUUCGAGUGCAACAAACCAACAAACGGCGAACGCGAAUGGGUUUCAAAUGUCUAUGAAUUCAUCUACGGGACCAGUAAACAAGUCAGGAGCUGCUAGUUUGGGAAUACCCGCCUCCGUUCAUCUAAACAAUCAACUUUCGACAAUUCUCGACCCAGGGAAUACCGACCCAGGAAGUUCGACGGCAAACACGGCCGUACCGUCUAGAAAUCUUACUCCAACGAACCCUAACCCCGCAAGUAUGAAACUUUUGGCGUCAAAUCAACCUGCUUUAUCACCACAAAACCAGUACGAUCAAUACAAUCCUCGACAGGAAAUGCUACUCCACGGAUCGUUUCGCGAAGUUCCCAUCGCACCUAGAGCGCCGAACGCAGCGGAACAAUAUGGCUCCCAACAAAGGUUUGCUUCUGCUCGUAGUGAAAAUCAACUAAAAAGGGGGUUAAAUCCCCAGACUUCUAGCCCGUUUCCGCCGGGUUAUUACAAUCAAGACUCAAUUUCGUCUCAGGCUGGGCAAAGAUCGUCUAACUCGCAACCAGAUGAAAGAAAUAUGAUUACAAACCAGCAUUUUCAGUGGCAAAGUCGGCUGCAGACGUCGAACCAUUGUUCGACAAAUUUACCAACAAAUACAUCUCCCGGCCCACCGAUGAGUCGAGCACAAUUGCAGGUAAGACCAUAUUAAAACCGUUGGGAGAUUGUUUAUAUUUUUUGGUAUCUCGGGCGUUGUUAGUUUCAUUUGCGGGGAGAUUGGAGGGUCACAACGGCUGCAGUGAGAAACAGACAUACGCUUAAAAUAUUUAUCGUCAGAAUAUUCAUAUCACAAUGGCGGACUCGAAUUUAGCGCGGGGCUGAUCGAGUUUCGGCAAUCCGGUAAAAACGAUGCAGAGCGGAUUACGUCCUUCUCUGAAACGGCAAGGUUUCGAUUCCUGAACCUACAAGUCCGGCGCGGUAAGUUAUUUUGUGUACAAUUUUGUAGACAAUUUUAAACCAGGAUCACCACCUGUGAAAUUCAUAUGUCUGUUUGUAUGAUUGGCUCUGCUAGUGUCAAUUUAUAAAUAAUUGCGGGUACUUUUGAGACGUUGUAAGUCAUUGGUCUCAGAGGGAUUAAACCUUGAUCAUUUUAUUGACCUUUCUUUUGUAAAAAAAUGUAAGGGUUAGACAUUUCUUUGUUAUAUUGGUCCACUAUAUUUUUGUUACAGUAAGCUUGUCUUCACCUUAUUAACUUGAAUUAAACUGCUUAGAAGUAAAUUAGGUUGUUUCAACUUUUUCAAUUGUGACAGUCGUUCUGAAGCAGGUUUUGUUUCACUUUGACAUGUUGCAUAUGAUUAGUUGGGAAUGGAUUGUACAGUACCUUCAAAACUCACAAAGGUUCCAACUAUUUCGAUAGUAAUAGCCCUAAAAUGUGUACUCCAUCAUUUUUUAAAGUCAUCUGAUCUUAUGAUUUUACUAGUACAUUGAUAAUAUAACCUUGAUGAUAAUAAUGAAACCAUUGACCCGGGUUAAUACUGGAACCAAAGGGAUAGAAUAAGUGUAAUGGACACCUUUUAUUGGUGCAAAGGUUGGAGUGUCAAACUUUGAAGUGACGCAAGGGUACUUAGUGUCUGUGGCUCACACAGGAUUGGAAAAGUCCUCUAAAACAUACCAGGCCCUUGAAAAGUCCUUGAGAAUUGAAUGAUCAGGAAAUGUCCUUAAAAAGGCCUUGAAUUUCCCUCAACAGUCCUUAAAUGUUAUUGAAACUUUGAAUACAAAUUCAGAUGUUGUUCAUCCUUUGCUCCCUUAAAUAGUUUUACACUGAAAAUAUUGUUUGCUUGGUGUUCCACACACAACAACACAAUUGUAUGAAAUAGUCUCUGUUUUGUUUUACUGUCAUUUUCUGUUUCUGGUCCAGCCAAACCAACUGAAUAUUAAGCAAAACCUUUGAAAGACUCUUGGCCAUCUCUUUUAUGGGAGCAGUGGAAGUAAAGGUUUGUUUUAAGUGAGCUUGUGAGAGAGGGAAUAUAAAUUCAUGAGUGUUUUGUUGAGACAAAGAACUGAAAAUUGAUCAUUAGGAAUGUGUGUGUAUUGAAAAGCAGGAUUCCACUGUAGUCUUUCUAUUUAACAGGUGAAAACUACCAGUUAACAAAUAGAUUGCAAGUGACUUUUGAACAGAUAAAUAGAUUUUUUAAACUGUUGAACCUCUUCUCAUAAGAUACAGAUGAUUUCCUUAAUUGCUCGUAAAACAGAUUGGCUUAACAAUGUAAACAACUUUACCAGUAAUUAUUGAAGUUCCAAACAUUUUCUGAAGUUAAUUAUAUCUGUAUCUUGUAAUGCUUAUGGUGUUUACAAAUAUGGAUAUAUAUUGUUAGGCAUUCUUAAAUGCUUAUCGAACAAGCAAAUAUUUUUGUGCACAUGCUUGACCCAAAAUGACAAUUUGUGGAUGAAUACAUGAACUUGUACUUCAUAAAGAAAAAACAAAGGUAAUCAACAUGGAGGAGGUUUGGAAAAAUAAUGGGUGUCAUCAGUUUAGACAGUUGCACACAAAACAAACUGACACCUACCUUAUGCAGGCCAAAGAGAUCUUUUAGGACCAUACCUAAAUUAACAUAAUCUCGUUAAACAGGCAGUAGAAAAGAGCAAAAACAUUGUUAAGUUCACCAAAAACUUCCCAUGAAAUCUUGUCCCACAACUCAUCACAGGGUUUGUUUAGAGUCCUUAAUUCAUAAAAAAAGUAUUAAAAUUUGCUAACCAGUUUUCCAAACCUGCAAAAAGUUCGGAACAGUUUGUAAAAAGUAUGGUCUUUGGUGUUUUGAAGCUGCAACAAGUGCCUAGGGACUUUUUUUAUAGUGGUAAAAUCUUAUUUCGUCUCAUCUGUAGCAAAAACAUUCAAAUGCAUUUUGAGAAGUUUCUCAUUUUUCUAAAGUCCAAAUUGUGCUGUGGUUACUAUACAUUUGCAUCAAUGGAAAAUUUUGAUUCCUUCCUUUUUUGAGGUUUCUAUGGACUACUUAUUUGACAACUUUGAGUCUGGAUAAAGAAAUACCUGUGGUAAAAGUAUUUUAUUUUUACAUCCAAAGAUCUAUUGUACCCCUGAUACCCACAAAAUAGUUUCACAAUCCUUAAUUUUUCUUGGAAACUUUUCCCACCAUAAUUAAGUGUAGUAAAAGCCCAGGUAAAGAGAAACAUUGGGGGAAGAACAGGGAAAGAAGCAGAAGAAAUAGAGAGAAAAAGGUAAACAUUGAGAGGGCAGUGUUGUUUUAAGCCCACCUGCAUAUGCCCAAACUUUAGAAGCUCUAUUUUUGUUCCAGGGACAAGUUGCAACUUGUAAAUGAUGUUUGUUAUUGUCACAUUUAUGCUGGAUUGUUUCCUCCUUUCAUCUUCAAUGUAACAACAACUUCAAGAAAUGCCUUCUGAUAAGAUUUUUAAGACACAUGGCUUUAUUGUAGAUAUAAGAGAAUUUCUGUAGCUUACAACAAAUUGACAGCAUAAAAUUUACAUUGGCAUGUCAAAUGGUUGCUAUGAAAUUGCAGCUCUUAUAAAGAAGUGAAUAACCACAAAAGUGUUAUUGUUUUGAUCAUCCUUGCUAAGUGUAAUAGUAUUUUACCAAACAAAAAAGUGUAGUAAGAAUUAAUAAAGCUAGGUGCCUAAUAUCCCAGGUCCACUGAAAUUCCUUUCAUCCAGUCAUAUUAUGUGGCCCAAUAUAAGUUAUAUCAAGUCACAUUGAAGUAUCGUGGAGAGAUUCAUUUUGUGAAGUCCUGAUGAUAAGGGCUCUGUGAUUGAUUACUCCAAAGAACUAAAGGGAACUGCAUUUAGUUUGUCAUACAAACCAUGGCUCUAUUGGCAAGUUCCCCGUUGAGAGUUUGUCACUGAUAUUCCUGUAGCUAUUUUGUCACAAAAAUUUGACUCUAUAUCUUUCUGAUUGGUAUCUCAUCUGAUUUGCCUGUUCAGUGAUAACACAACCAGAUUCAAUUACAUCGACGUUUAACUUUCUCUGAUUCAUUUGGAUAAAUUCAUUUCAUACUUAUUGUGAGAGUGUUGGCCAGAAAUGUAUUUUCGUAAGAAGGAUAUAGGUGUUACACUUAGAUCCAAUAGAGAGUAAAAAGAAAUUACCAUAUGAAGUUCCUUGUGGAAACAUACAACUUAGCAAAGUUCUGAAUCUCACUCAAAGCUGUUAUGUUAGUUAACCAUGAUUAGAAAACAACACACUGUCCCUACACCUUUUUUGCUGUGGUUUACAUAACAGUUUCUCAUUGCCAAAAAGAAAAUUUCAUGCAUCUAAGUAUCUUCUUUUUGUAUUUACUGUUGAUAUGGCAAAGGUGUAAAAAUGCUGAUUAACAACGUACAGAAAUUCCUUUGUUUUACUGAUACCAGGGAAACAAUAUCAUGAAUUCAGUCACACAUCCCAGUCCUCUUCUGGUCAUCAAAUUGUAUGAUUUAACUUGGUACUGACUGAUAACAUCACACUCUUCUUUUUGGCAUGUCAGGGACAGAAAGCAUCCCUAGCUUGUUAAACUCUGUUGUCCUUUUGAGUAAUGAAUCAGUCUUGUUUUUGCUGUUGUGUAAUUUGUGCUAUAAUUUAUAGCAGUGGAAAUUUUCCUGCCUUGGAUUGUUUGUUUGUGUAAAAGAAUGUUCAUAGUUUCACAGACAAAUUUUUAGCCUUUACAGUAUUUCCAAUAUAAUGGCAGUUUUUCUGCCAGAAUUUUGUACAACUUGGGCUUUGUUGAAUUUGCGAAACAUUUUCACUGCUUUUUCUGUCAGUCUUACCCAGAAUUUCAGCCAUCCCCUCAAGUCGCAUACACUUGAAAGGGAUGUCUUAAUCAACAAGCUGCUAAUUCCAUCGAGUGACGUCACUUCUCCACUGCUUUAAUUCAUGUAAACAUGAUUUUCACCUGGCAAACAAUGAUCUAGAUGUUACAUAUGGUCUACAUUGUUUUUAUAGUACAGUUUAACCUGCAUUAAACAGCCAGCCUCGGAGAACCGGCAAAUGGCUGUUUAAUGGAGGUUGGCCAUUCAAUUGAGGUUUGUCAUAAAUUAGCAUAAUCUUAAGCAGAAACAUCACUUUAUUUUGAAACAAACCCGUGACAGGAGCAGCGUUACUUGUUCAAAAUCAGUCAUCACCUUCUUUCUCGCAUUGUAUUUUCCUUCAUCAAUACCUUGAAAUUAAGUCAAACUAAGUGUAUCUAGGGCUUGAUGGCCACUUAAUAGAGGUGACCACAAUGGGUGAACUCUUGUUGGGGCAGCCAAAAGGUGGCAGCAGCAGCUGAACAGUGGUGACUGCAAUUAUUAUUUCAAGACUUUGGUUACUGGCCGCUUAAUAGAGGGAGGUUCAACUGUAUUUGAGUUAGUCCCAGGAGUAAAAACAAUAAUAGUAGUUUGCUGAGAUACACCUGUGCAUAAAUCUGUUAUUCACCUGUUUUUAUUUUGACUUAACUUUUGAGCCACUAUAUACAGGAAAUAUAACCUUAAUGCAGCCUUUUUACCAUCUUUGGUUAUAUUUGCAACACAACAGAAUAAGUUGCAGUGGGUCUACUUUAUUCAGGGUCCCUUAGACAGGAUUUACAACUGUAACUAAUUACAUUUUUAGAGGCAAACAGUGAGUCCUAGCCAAAGUUAUUUGGGCCAAUCGUAUGAAAAUGAACAGUUUUUAGUGCAAAAUUCACACUCUGGUAUGACAGGUUAAAAAAUUGGCAGAUCUACUAGGAAAAUGUACAAAAGGUAGAAACACAAAUUAAUUGUUCAAAGCAACUUUGACAUCCCUUAUUGCAGUUAACUAUUGUUAGUAGUAGUUUUAUGUAAGGCUUUUUUGUAAAUGUUAAUGCGUGGAUUGCUGUGUUCCAUCAAAGAGGUUAUUUGGAUUUCCACACUAAAUCAAGCAGCCACUAAUCUAGUAUAUUCUUUAAUAUGUUCAUGUUGAUAUAUAUUAAUUUUCAUAUAAACUCCUCACAAGUAUCCAUAUUCCACUCUUCCAGUCCUUUAUAUCUCUGUAAUUUUGCUAAAAGGUGCCCACUAAGUUUUUUCUUGAACAUGGGCAUCCUCGUGUUCAAGGCAGUGUAGCCAGAAAAAAACAAAAAACAGGGGGCUUGGCAUCUUGGUAGGUGUCAGCAGAGAGCUCAGGCCCAGACCUAACUGUGGGUGGUUGGCUUCCUUUUUUUGCAUGUCAAAAGUAGGGGGGUAGGGAGCGGAAAUCUUGUCACUUUGAUUAGAGUUUCAAGUCAGAAAGCAAGGCAAAAUCAAGGAAUUUUUCCUGUGUGAUAGCCCAGCCAAAUCAAUGCUCUGACUCAUAAUCAUAAUGCUACUAGCAGAGCUUGGGGGAAUGACUGACUGACUAGUCAUAGGUGGGGAGGGUGAGUUCUUACUCCUUGGACUUGGCUUUCUAGAGACUUAUCAAAUCCGACAGAUAUAUACUAAUAUAUUAACUAUUAUUAACAUUUUAUGUUCGUAAUAUGUUUUUUCUUUAUCGUUUGCUUAUGAAUUAUCAGUCAAUGUUAGUAAAGAAAAUAAUUCCAUAACCAUCAGGUUUGCAGUCAGACAGCCUGUAGCCACCACUGGCUCCCUGCAAAAUGACGUCUGAAAAACGAGCGUAGAAACUGAAUACUGAUGAUGUGUCAGCCACUACCUAUAUCUGGGUAGUGCCCCUGAUUAGUUGAUAUUUUGCUUCGAUAACUUGUGUGUGUGUGUGUGUGUGCACUUCCCAUGAAGUAUCCUAUGUUAAUUGCUACAGCAAAAGGAAAAUAAUAUGACAUUGACCAAGUCAAAAAUCUACAGCAAUUGCUCUUUAAAAUUCAAAAUCCUACAAGCAUCACCAUUAUAAACCUGGUCUAGGCCCUCAAUGAUGAAAAUUUUUUAGAGCGGCAUACAACAAAAUUCAAAGAAACCUUCAAAGCCUACUUUUCUUGCUACAAACAAAUGGCAUUUAACAUAGGUACGAGGUAUACAAACUAUCUACAAUCGUUGGAAUACAUAAAUGUAUUUUUGUUUUGAUUGUGAUCUAAACAGCAAGUUGUGAUAAAUCAUUGACCUUGAAGGCAAAUAGAUAAAAACAUUAUCUUCAUCACUAGUAUGACUCACUCCAUCGUCAUAAGACACAACCUAACAAAUAGAAGGCAACAUUUGUAGACAUCCAUCAUUCCUCAAUAUCCCUGUACUAUUUGAGCUCCAAAACAGCUGAGAUGUAAGUGUUAAGAACGACCCUUGCUACACAAAUUUAUUCAUGACUGUACGUUUCCCUAGGACCUUACUGGGCUUUUCAAAAACUCUGAAGUUCAAAAGCCACCUUCACAAUCAUUUUUCACUGCCACCAAUCCUAAUUACGAUCACAAGCAACAAACCUUCAAACAAAUAAGCACACAAAAUGGAUCAAAAUCCACCAAUCACAAACCAUGACCUUUUGAACUUGCUGAAGUAAACUUCCUUUCCUAAGAGGUUUGCUAAAGAUGAUUGACGGAAGCAAAAAAAGGAAACAUUAGUUGGCUUUUGAACUUCAAAAAUCACACGUUUUGAAAAGCACAGUAAAGGAACCAAUUUAUUUGAUAACCAAACAUUAUCACAGUUUCAUUGCUUUAAUCGUUUUAUUUGCAGCAGCCAGGGAUUCCACAACAGCAGAUGCCUUACAUGAUGCUCGGCAACUCACACCAACAACAACAACAGUCACAUCAAGCCUCUUCGCAGCAACCAUAUGCAGCAUACAUAAUGCAGCAGCAGGGUGGUAUGAAAGCAGGGAGCAUGUCACAAGCACAGCCAUACUAUGGAAAUAUGAGCAUGAGUGGUCGGCAAGUUAUGGGGCAGACAAGUCUUCCAACACAGGGUCAGCAAAUGGGAAGCCAAAUACAGAAGCCUUCUCCCGAUUAUACCAGCUUUCAGCAGCAACAACAGAUGCAGCAUAGAUAUCCUCAGGUACAGUACGAGACAUCUGUCCUGGUGCUGUAAACACUUGGGUACUGCACAUGCUUUGAUGUCGUUCUGUUCAAUUUAUUUUUAGUGCAAAGGUAUUGUCAUGUUAAGGUCUUUAGGGAUUUAAGUAUCAGCUGUUUUUGUACAGUCAAAAUACUCAGCUAGUUUAAUAAACAUUGAAUAAUAUUUUUCACAAUUACGGGGCCAUUUUUCAGUUUUUUUAUAAACUAUGAGAGCACAGACCAUAGAAAUGAUGUGAUGCUUUUCUCUUUCGCUCCUACAUGCCAUUGUCCAAGAAACUUCACUGAGAGCUGGAUGUCAAGAACUCUCAAUGUUAUUGUAAAAAAACAACUCAACAGCAAUUUUCCAUGGUUUAUACAGGGCUUCUGAUAUUUUGCGUGGUAGUGGACCCGCGAAAUUCAGGUAUUUCCGCGAAAUUCAAACGUCCAAAUUUAUCUUGAAACUUCAUCACUGCAACGAGUAAACAACGUCCCAAAACUACCAGGCGUUCUUAGACUAAUGUUGUGAAAAACUGGGCACUAACCAUUAAGCAUUCGCUCAUUUCUCGAGCAAACUGUUGUUGAAAGAGCAAAUGUUUAUCCCUGUUAAAAAAACAAGGUUAAAUAACGCUGGUCAUAUCGACGCAAAAUUGAUCGAUUUUAGCGAAAUUUGACAAAAAAAAUCUAGCGAAAUCGGCUGUUUUUUACCGAUUGUUUCUUGGCGAAGUUUCCCCUCGAAAUUUCCCGUCAAAUCGGCCAAUUUUUCUAAGAAUUUGCCCCUGAAAAUCCUUCGAAAUUUGACUCUUUUCCACUAAAAUCCCGAGAAAUCGGCCGAUUUUUCUCUGAAUUUUGACUUUUCUCCCGCGAAAUCAGCCGAUUUUUCCACGAAUUUGCCCCUGAAAACCCCGCGAAAUUUUGCUUUUUUUUCCGCAAAAUAUCAGAAGCCCUACCCUUUUCAACCACGGAAGUGACAUCAAAAUGUUCAAAAUAUGAGAGGAACCACAAGCCACAUCACUUCUAUGGUCUAUAGGAGUAUGGACCAUGGAAAGUUGUUCUUGAUUUGUUAGAUUUAGGAAUGACUGUCAGGGCAGCUGCAGGAUAAAUCAUGCAUGUCCUUGCAAUCCUUUUUUGUGGUUACUGGCUUUUAGCCAGUAAGGCACUAUGUCAGAGUCUUUGUUAGUGUGUCGGUAUGUCCAUCCGUAAGGUCAUUUCUCUUGUUCUUGUAGCACAUGGCAUUAAUAGACUCUUUUGUAAGUACAUUUAUCAUUUGAAAAAUAAUUGGAUUGAAAGAAAAAUAUAUAUAUAUAAAAGUACAUGAUAUGUCAAGAUUAAAAUGCUAAGAAGUAGUGACAGUUUUGCUCAUAAAAUGUCAAGAAAACGGGAAUAAUAACUAGUAAGUGCGCUAUUUUAAAUGACUUCACAACCUGCAAAUUCAGACCGACAACACAUGUUUUUAAAAAAGCCUCUGCAUAUUAGAAGUUCCUACACAACAUGACUGCCAUGAUGAAUGGCUUUGUUGUGCAAGCUCAUAGUUUUUGAUGGACAUUUGGUUCUCGUGAAACCGCUGACUGAACGUAGUUGAUCAUAGUUGGUGCAUUUGUCCUCUUUUGGUUUAGACUAUUCAUUGCCAUGAAGCACAUGUCCUCUCAGCGGAAUAUUUUGUAGGGGGAAAAGUGCGGAAUUGGUGCAACAGCGUGGCAUGGCUCUAACCCUAACCCUUACUCUUUUUUUGUCAAAUUUUAGCCUCAGUUCCCCCAACAAAUGCCUUACUUGGCUCAACAGCAACAAAGACAACAACAGCAGACAUACCCUCAGCCGCCUACUGCAAUGCCGCGAUUGCCAUCGUCUCAUCCACAACCCAUCCUUCCCAAACCAGCUUCAGCUGAAAUGUUUGGUGCCUCUACCAGCCUGAGGUACGCCAGUAACAAUGGAGGUGAUAGUCUAGCAGGUCAGGAUUUUGUGUCAAACAGGAUGACAGAUCAACAACAGCUUGCAAUGCCUUCUGCACCAGCGUCAUAUGGAAACCCACCCAUGGGACGGAUGAGCUCCUCUUCAGAAAUGAUGGCCAAGUAUGGAGGAAGCAGCCAGGGUGGAUACCAGCGAGGGAACCCUCCACCAUUUCCUGGGUCUCUCCACUCACGGCACUCACCUUCUCCCAACAUCACCUUGGGCUCACCAUUGAGGAGUGUUCCUGAUGGUCAGUAAGAAAUUUGAAAAUGUCAUUAACCCUUUAUUAAGUCCUAGUAGUGAGCAAGAUCAAUUUUCUCCUGACAAAAUCCAUACCCUGUCAAGAGAUAAGUUAUGAGAAUUAAUAAAAUGAUCACCUUAGAGAAAAUGCCUUGAUUUAUUAUCAAUUUUCUCAACUAAUUCUUUAUGGAAAUGUAUGGAGAUCAGUACGGAGAAUUUGUAUGUAAAUAUUGAAGCUUUAAGGGUUAACAGGUUUUAAAAAACCAGCUGGUAAAAGAGGCAACCAAUUGGCUUUUUACAAGCACAGCCAAGGAUUUGAACUUUAAGUGACCAAGAAACAAAUCCAGCUGGUGGUCAGAGUGUGACUCCAACCUUGGUCUGCUUGGAUUACGAGUCUGACAUGCUGACCACUUGAUCAGUCUGCCUGUUAGGGUACAUCUUAAACCUUAAUUAACCCUUGAGGUCCCAAGAGUGACCAAAAUCAGUUUUCUCCAAGGGCCUGUUAACAUGGAGGCGGAGGACCCCAGAGAGGUAAAGUAACACGUGGCAGGUCACCCCCACCUACACUGUAUCAUGUAAAUGUAAUCAAAUUAAAAUGAGAGAUUAUAUGGACAGGCAGUUUACCUCACCUAUCUGGGGCCGCCCACCUCCAUGUAAACAGGCCCUAAGACAGCUCUGAUACAGCCCCCCUGUGUAAGAAAUUUGUAUGUGGAUUUUUGAUCGUUCAGGGUUAAUACGUAGUGAUAGAAAGGUAAACAAACACAAAAGAGGUUUUCAGCCUUCUUAAACCUUACCUAUCAUAGACUGCUUUUCAACAUUUUAAGAUGUUCCCUUAUCUAGGGACACCACCCUCAGUUGGUAUGGCCAAUUUUGGUACAGACAGCCCAGCUACAUCAGGCAGCAUGUCAAACUACCCUCCUGGGAAGCUGCCUACACCAUUUGGAAUGGGAUCUUCCCAAAUGUCCGGAUCAGGAGUAUCUAGUGGCCACCUCCCAUCUUCCAGUGUAGGAAGCUUGCACUUCUCCACUGCUGGAUCGAGUGUUGGUGGACCAGCUGCCGCAGCUGCUGCAGCAGCUGUGCUUGAGGCAGCCAAUUCUGGAGCAAGAUAUCCCAAUGCUGGUCCAGCUCCAGGGCAGCCGUAUAUGAGUUCACAAGAGAUAAUGCUAGGUAAUAAGGAUCUGACAGAGGUCUCUGUGUUGGGGGAGGGGGGGUAGUAGUAAGAGCAGUUAGGGUGUAGAGAUACAGUCAACUAUCUCUAAGGUGGACACCUUCAGGACCAGCCCUGACUGUCUGGCUUACAGAGAGUCAAGGUAAUGUGACACCAGUAAUUUUAAGAAACUAAAGCUAAACCCAUUCGCAAUAAAUACAUGUCUGUUAAACUUGUACAAAACAGCGAAAACUGGAACUCUGUAACAGAAAAGUGGAAUCACUUUCUCGUUGUAAAAUGAAACAUUCAUUACAAGCAAGUGUUCACAGCCGGCUUUGUGGUUUAAAUGCAUAAAAGUAUACACUCUGUGAAUUGGAGGAACACUACAAAAUCAAAAAAUUUGCAAUUUACUGUCAUGUGGAGCACCUACAUUUGUUUUGAGGUAUUUUUGCUGCAUAAACAACUUCCCAAUUGUCCAUUGACAGUUUCAAAAGUGUCACUUGACUGUCUGAGAGAGGUGUCCAUCUUGUAGAAAAAAAAACAGCUUGGACCAACACCGGGUGUCCGUCUUAGAGAGGUGUCCGUUAAGAGAGAGUUGACUGUAAAGUGAGUGUGUACACACACUCUUGACCAGUGUGAGCUUUCCACCUAACAGAGGUUUCUGGCUUUUGGAAGAGUCAUGAACAAUAUUUUCUCAUUUCAAAGUUGCAAGUAAGCCCCUUGAGCAUUUAUAUAAUGUUGAAAUAGGUUUAAGGUUUAGUAGAAAGAUAAAAUUAUGCUGUCUGGAAAGAUAAGUAGAAAAUGCUUGUGUUCUGUAGUUGCUGUUGGCAUUGGGUAACCAUCUUUUGUUUUGGGGCAACUAUGACAUCAUGCUCUAUUUCUGCAGUUCCUGUGCAGUUAAAAAUUAAUUUGAACUUUUCCACAGGGCGUGUACCUUCCCCAACAUUGAAUGAAUUACCCACUGCCGAAGAUGUGGAGGCAAUGAUUGAGUCUAUGAGAGCAGGGGAGACAUCCUUGUCAACUAACAAUGGCGAGGAGCAGCCUUCACGUGGUUCGGCCCCACCGCCACCGUCAGUGGCUACGGUGUCUGGUACAGUGGAGUCUUCACCUUCACAAGGUCCUCCUUCACUAGCACCUCAAGGAACUACUGUUAAUGGUAACAAGAUAUAAACUGCUUUUAUGUUACUCUGGUCGUUUCGCUGUUCUUCAAGAUUUAUUUAAUUCUCAGUGUCUCAGUAUUCUAACAGUUCUAGUUCAUGUGUCAUUCAGACUUCUACAUUUUGAGGAUUAAUAGUGUGAUUCACUGAAAAAGGUAAAAUGUCCUGAUAAGAAAUUUGCUCAAAGGAUGAAAAAACACUUGGAAAAAACUACUUACACGAGCGUGAAUUAUGUCCGGGUCUUUGUUUCUAAAUCUGAAUUCUUCUGUUCAUGUCCACUGCUAACUCAAAACUGAAUUUUAAAAACAUAGCGCUCGAAUGCAAAAUACCCUUAGGGAUUUAAGGGACAUGUUGAUAUCGCCAAUGGAUUUAAUUUAUAACAGCCGACAUUUCGUGACACCACCACUGGUUUCACCGCAAAAUAAAAGCUGAGGAACGAGUACAGAAAUUCCACUGAUGACAUGUUACUACCCAGAUCUGGGUAGUGCUUCUUAUUGGUUGUGCCGUGGGUGAAAUUUGCCAAUCCAGGUCUGGGUAGUGACACAUCAUCAGGAUGGAACCUCUGUGCUGGUUUUGUCAGACGUCAUUUUGCUGGGAAACAAGUGUUGACAGUACGAAAUGUCAGUUUUUCUCAGGCUACUUUUACGUCUGUAUGCAAGUCUUGAAUGUGUUGAUUCAUUUAUCAGUCCUUUGGAUUAAUUUAUGCAUUUUUGUUGAAUGGGGGUAGUUAAUAGGGUUUAUUAUUAGAUGGAAUGAACUCAAAAAGAUACCAUUUUGUAAUCUAAGAAUUGAAAUUCAUAAGCUUUCGCCCCCGUUGAAAUGUGUAAAUGUCAAUGAUUUCUUUUUCCUCAGCACAAGGAGAGGAAGAAAAUCUUAUUGCUUGAAUUGCAUUUUAGUCUGGUCUAACUUGUGUUAAAAAGUCAAUCUGUAUUAAGGUGGCUCCCUAGAGUAUUUACUAAUAAUCCGAGCUAUCAAGCACACGUUACAGAAGGAAAUCUAGUUACUUUGUCUUUGUGAUUCUGUUCACGAGAUUCACCGCUAAGGUUACCCAUAUAAGAAGGCUCCUUUAUCAAGUUUCAUUUUCUGGAGUGAGGCUGUUGCCAUGGAAACAUCGCAUCCUUAAACAGGCAGUAAUUUUGUCAUUUUUGCCCAUUUUUCCUUAAUAUUUCUAAUUUCCUGCAGUGAAAUGUCUUUAAACUUUGCCACUUUAUGCGAACAAUAUUGCUUAACAUUUUAAAGUGGAAAAAACAUGGGGUCGUUAAGACGGUUUUGCCAAUAUUUUGAAAUUUGUAAUUUUUCUUAAUAGAGGAGUUUAGCUCUUACAGAUUUUGACAAAAAAAUGACAGUACAAAGGUACUGCUACUGUUAAGAAAUGAGGCGAUUUUUAAAAAAAUUUACCGAAGGAAACGCGAGAAAUUCAUGGUUAAUUAACUGCGCUGACGUCACAAAAAUCCGAAAAACACGCGUGGUUCGGGGUCGUGUGAGGAAAAUACGCACGCAAGCCAUCACGCCCGCAUGCGCAUAAUGCACAAUGCUACUGAAAACAUGUGGUUUCUUUGAAGAGUACGAAAGCCAUUGUUUUGAAGCCGUUUAUUAGUAUUAUUACGGUGAUAUCUCGCCAGUUGAAAAGGAGAGAUAGCGGAUUCAAUUUUAUACCUAACACAGGAUGUUUUCUUCGAAGUACUUGACUGUUGUAGUUAAAAUUCGAACCUUGGUGGUCACUCGUGAGGAUGGCGAUCGUCGGAGAUGAAGACGGUGAUUGUGCAAGGAUCGCAAUAAGCUCUUCAUUUCCUAAUCUGCUGUACACUGUUUGCAGAUCUUCAAAUGUCAGCCCACUUUCGGAUACUUUUUUAACCUUGUUCUUCUGUAGGGAUAAUUUCGACGGCGAAGUUUUUCUUUAAAAGUCUGCUGUAAAAGAUGGCGCCGAUCUAUAAAUCGUACAUCAUGUCCUCAGCUACACGUACAAGACCGUAGGUCUCGACAGACAACUAUUACUUUCGUCAAGGGUCAAUCUGUGAGUAGAAAUUAUUUCUCGUUGUGCAAAAACAUUUUCUAGUGCAUCUUGCAUGUGCGUUGAAGGACGUUUGAAACAAGAAAAAAUACAAGGAUGUUGGUUCAUCGAUGGAAAGGUUCCUUCGAUUAGGUUGCAAGUUAAGUGGGAAACCUUUUUUCUGAAAAGUUUUUUAAACAAUGUGAUAGAGUCGGCAAGACAAAAAAAAAUUACACUCCCUGUAAUUUUGUCUUAAAGCCACUUCUAGAAUUACUUAAAUCAAAUCAAAUGUAAGAGAAAUAAAGUGACCGAGGAGUGAUGACAAUCUUCAGUGUUUGUUCGAGAAUUGGCUCGAUCUUUCAGAUCUUUCCACUGACCGUGAACCAAAGGCCAGAAACAGCAACAUUGCUUCCUUCUGGGUUAGUGUAGUUACUUCUUUGUUUUAUAUUAAGUAAAGUUUCCACUCACCAUUUACUUCGACUAUUUAACGUUUGUCUACUUUUGAAGUGAAAGAAUUGAUGUCUUUGGAAAAUUUCUGCUUUGUUUUUACAUACAAUUUACCCUUAUGGAGAUCGAUAGUGACUUGUAACCGGUGUAGCAUUGUCUCCUCUGAUAAUUGUUUGACCUACACUAAUCAAACUUUUUGCACAAUGAGCUUCAACAGAAAGUUAAUAAAGUUUUUUGGGUGGAAUACUUCGAAACUGAGAGGCCAUGUUUGUUUUAAUUUUUGUGUGGACGUCGUGCGGAUUUUAAAGCUCGCGCCAUACUAGUGUUCAGGCUGCACACAGCCAAUUUACUCUAGGGAGCCACCUUAAGCAAAUAGUUGGCCAUUCCCAAUGAGUGGUAAUUGAUGAUAGUUAAACACAGUAUUGAUUCCAUAUAUGUUUCUAUACCUACGUUGUAGCUACAGAUCAAAAUAGUAACAGCGAUACCAAACAGCUGAACAAUUCAACACUCAGCAUGCCCGGUGUGAGCAAAGAUGACAACCCUCAAUCUGCUCCUUCAUCACCUCUAUCUACGUUUUCUGGUCUUUCUCCUGGGGUUUCUCCAUCAGGCGUAUCCAUCACAUCAUCAUUUGGUGAUGCAGAAAUUGACCUGGAUGAAAUCAAUCCCUCACUUCCGAAUAAUCCCAUCUCUAUGGUAAGUUUCUAGAGUUAAUGUGGAUUCUUUGCAGAAGUUAAAUAAAAAGCUGUCAGUUAGAACCUGUUAGGCUAAAAUUUGCCAGUUAGGCCUCCUCUAUACAAGAGGAGGGGGCGAGGGUGGCGCAGUGGUGAGAGCACUUGCCUCCCACCGAUGUGGCCCGGUUCAAAUCCCGGCGUCGACACCAUACGUGGGUUGAGUUUGUUGUUGGUUCUCUCCCUUGCUCUAAGAGGUUUUUCUCCGGGUACUCUGGUUUUCCCGUCUCCUCAAAAACCAACACUUCCAAAUUCCAUUUCGAUCUGGAACGCACGGACACGUUUAAACAAAUUCACAUGAACUGUUAAGUGCUCCGUGGGUAAAAAAGCAAUUUACAAUUUUUUUUAUUUUUUACGGGUUUAGCCUAAAAUUUGAAACAGGUUCUUACUUUCUUAAACAUCUAAAAAAGUUAUGUACACUUGGGGAACAUUCAGGAUCCUCUUUGGAGAGAGAGGUGCCUUAUCACUCCAUCUGCAAUGUAAUGGCAUGCAGGUUUUAUAUAAGCAAUAAGCUGAGUACCAAUGAAUACUCUCAGAUAUGGUUACAUUGUAUAUUUUUGCUUCAAAAAAUAAGAACCUAAAUAGCCUAAAAUUGUGCUAAUUACCAUUUAUGUAUAAACCUGUCAAGGCUAACUUGGGAAAAUACAGGUUCUUACUCGCAGAUUUUUGUCUCAUGGGUGGAAAGUGACAAUGCAUGCACUUGCGGGAUUGUUUAGGUUGCUGCAAAAGCAAGGCUGACAUCCCUGAUCUUCUGAAAUUUUCACCACAUACAAAAACCAGGCUUUUAGCAAGUAUUGAAUUCAGCUUUCGUAUAAUGUGAAGAACUAUACAGAUCAAGGAGGCUGUCAUCAAGGUGAAGGCUUAGGUGGUGGUAACGGCACCCGAGAUCUGCAUAAUUCUUCACAUCAUACAAAAGCUGAAUUCAAUAAUUGUUUUAUUAUACAUUCUCAAACUCAUUAAUAAUUCAUUAAGAAAAUACAAAGGAAAUUAAUGUUUAAUGAGUGUUUGGAAAUCGGAUGAAACACUGCUUAGUAUUUGCAUCCUUAAUUUCUCCUACAAAAAUGAUUUUGUUUGAGAAGAAAUAUCAAACAUUCGACACAGUGUUUCAUCACCAGAUGAAACACCUCGAAGUUCGUCAAAAAUACUCCGCUGCGCGUUGUAUUUUCAACUCUCUUCUCGGUGUUUCAUCUGGUGAUGAAACACUGCAUCUCAUGUUUGAUAUAUUACUUCAAAAUAUUUCUAAGGUCUUAUCAAGAUAACCUCCACACAGUCUUUCCUGUAAACUCUAGCCUAUUUCGUGGCACAGUUCUAGGAUAUAAACAGGUGUUUUUAUGUUAAAGAUACUCUGUCCAUCGAACAAUGUUUUUUUUGUUUUUUUUGGGCUGUUGCAACUUCAGAUAGCCAUGUCGCUCUUGUACAUCUCCCAUAAUGCACCCUAUUUGCCCCCCAAAUUUUGCAUAACCUUUGUUUUUCAUUUCUGCUGGGUAUUACAGCUGUCCCAAGAGAAAUUGAAAACAAUGCUUAUGCAACAUUCGGGCGGCUAGCCUGCGAAAACAUCCAUUUCUCCUCGCUCUUCACCGCUGGGUACGUUUUGCGUGGAGGAACGUCUGUGACUCAGUGACAGAAAUUCCAUACUGAUGAUGUAAAAUCUGUCCAGAAUCCGGUCACAAGCGCUGAUUGGUUGGCAGAGUAGUUACAUUGUUUUAGUUAUUGUUUACAAAUGACAGACAAAAGACAAAAGGCCACAAAGGUCAAAUCUAAACGCAAAGAAUCUCUAUCAAAACAGUCAAUAUUUGUGGAAUAUAGUCUUCUCUAGAAGAAGCAUUUGAGUUUUGUUGGAGCGUGUUGGCAGAUGAACACAACACUUUUCCAAAAUCGACCUUAAGACACAUAAAAUUGGACAAAUUUAUAUUUGGAACCCCAUGACUACCGGAUUUAUUAUGUAAACAUUGAUUUGCAUCAUCAGUAUAGAAUUUCCUCCACGCGAAACAUCCCCAGUGGCGAAGAGCGAGGAGAAACAGAUGUUUUCGCAGGCUAUUGGGGGGCAAGUAAGGUGCAUUAUGGGAGAUGUGCAAGUGGCGUAUGAGUGCCAGUUUUUUAGUUUACAGGCCCCAGUUGUUCAAAAGUUGGAUAGCGCUAUCCACCGGAUAAAUCACUAUCCAAAGGAUAAGUGUUAGGGAAACCAAUUGCGCUAUCCAGUGGAUAGUGAUUUUUCCGGUGGAUUUUGAACAACUAGGGCCUGGUGGAUAAAUAGCUAGGCGGCCCGCCUGGAAAAGAUCCAUGGUCUUUUCCCCAUGCAGCCUUGUUUCCAGGCAAAUGUACUAUCGAUUAAUAUGCCAUUGAAUUUAUUGCUUGCAUCUUUAGGCCCCAGUUGUUCAAAAGUUGGAUAGCGCUAUCCACCGGAUAAAUCACUAUCCAAAGGAUAAGUGUUAGGGAAACCAAUUGCGCUAUCCAGUGGAUAGUGAUUUUUCCGGUGGAUUUUGAACAACUGGGGCCUGGUGGAUAAAUAGCUAGGCGGCCCGCCUGGAAAAGAUCCAUGGUCUUUUCCCCAUGCAGCCUUGUUUCCAGGCAAAUGUACUAUCGAUUAAUAUGCCAUUGAAUUUAUUGCUUGCAUCUUCCAAAUUUGGUCAACACCAGGAAAAAGACGAAAUUGAAAGAAUAGAGUAUUAUCACGUGACCUACAUAGGGAAAACAAAACCAUCAAGCAAAUAAGGUCUAUUCGAAUUUCACCUUCUGAAGAUUCCAGGUUAUCACUCUUCUCAAAAGUGAGCUGCUUUUAUAAUCACACUGAGCUUUUUGCUUGUCCUGUUUUAUAGUCUUCAUACCAGUUUCCUUCAUCGAAACAGAACCAGCAACAGUAUGACAAGGUAUGUGGUUCAUGUGCUAAUAAUUUUCUCUCAGGACUUUGAAAACUCUGAAAAUUCCCUCUCUUUGUUUGCCUAUUUCUUUUAUAAUUUCAUUGAGUGACGUUAAUAAAAAUAAUAAUUAUUUACCGUAUUUAUUCGAAUAAGCGCCGCAAUUGAGAGAAAGAAGCCGCGGCACUUAUGGGAGUAAAUACGUUAUUUCUUCUUAAGCGCUAUUUACAAGUGUAGAUCAAUUUUCAUAUUUUGUACUCGGGAAAAUUUCGUCCAUUUCAGUAUCUCAAUAUCUUGGACCUAUUUUAGACUUGAUCAACGUUAAAACAGGCAGAUGCCUGUGAAGGAAACAACGGAUACAAUAUUUUUGAGACUUUUUAUUUUUUCCUCAAUGAUAUUCCAAAUAGAAAUUUACCUAGUAUGUUUUUCCUACUCCCAGUUACAAUGUAACUCUUCCAUCCAAAGAUCAUUUUGCAUUGGAGAAACAUUUUUCGGGAGGGGAAGAAGGGUCAUUCUUGUUAGAAAACUCGGUAACUGCAGUUACUGAAUUCUGCCGAUUAGGAUCCUUUUUAAUGAAAAUAUCAUAGAGACUUGAAAAAACUCUUUACAUUUUUUAAUGUUGGUGAAUAAUUUUGCUUUUUCAGUUCUCCAAGCUAUAUGAACUUUCUGAUGAACCAGAAAGGAAGGAAUUCCUUGAUAAGUACCAGGAAUUCAUGAAUAGUCAAGGUAACUUGGAAAGAGAUCUUUAAAAAGCGUGGAGGAAAAUGUAUAGUUGAUGUCCUGGUUUGUCCGUCUAUACAGGAACAUCCUAGGAGGCCCAGGGGCGGUCAGUCGGGUCGGGAUAAACGGCGGCGAAAGUUUUCAAAAACGGGCGAGAGAGCCCCUGGGGUGCUGCUAUUAAAGAACCAGUUCCACGACUCAAUCGAGUGCUUGUCUCUGAUUGGGCACAAAAAUCGGAAGCCAGCAUCUAUCGCGCUGCUUUCGUGAUCUUCUUAUAGGAAGGAGUUAACUUGCAAACUCGACUUUUCGCCGUACCUGUCUGGCUCGUACAGGAGAGCUUUCAAAACUGGACAGAGACAAAACGAUUUCCUCUUAAUAUAACUCUACGUACCGAUUCAGGUCAUUAAAAGUUAAAACAUAUGCGCGCGAAAUCUUGUGCGUGACUGUUUACGCCUACUCGGCAUACUUGUCAGUCACGUGCAGGAGAAAAUUCUUUGCCCUAGUUUGUAGGUUUGUGCUUAAAUAUUUCUCUUCAGUGACACAAGAGGAUCGAACGAAACUGGUAGACUAAACUUGCGGAGUUGCAUGCACCAACCUAGAAGUACACUGGUGUUUAAGAAUACCUUCGAUCAGUCCACAGUCUGAUUUCUUCGGGUUGGUGCAUUUUUGAUUUAAUUAGAUUGCCAUUUAUUAUGCAUGCAAUAAUUUCCUACUUUUUCUCACCAAUAGUUAACAUGAAUAGAGUCGGAACAUUUAUGCAUAAUAAAUGUCUCGGUUUAUACGGAAAUCUUACCUUUCGUUUUGUUUUGCUGACAUGCUAAAUUAUGGGAUAUCUUUGAUUUUGUGCCCCCAUUUUCUUUGAAAACUCUUCUGGAAGAAAGCUCUUCUGCACAACCCAGACAUGUACGGCGAUCUUCGGCGAACAGUCAACUUUGCAGGUAAACUCCUUCGUAUAAGAAGUUCACGACAGUGGCGCGAUAGAUGCUUGUCCUUGAUUUGGCACAAAAAAUCAAGCAGAGUCAAGCAUUCGAAUGAGUCGUGGAACUGGUUUUUUAAGAGUAGCAUGCCAGGGGCUCUCUCAACCGUCCUUGAAAACGUUCGCCCCCGUUUUUCCCAGCCCGACUGACUUCCUUUGGGUCUCCGAAGAUAUAACGGGAAUAGCCAGCAUAGGAAAGAAAGCGGGUUUUUUUACUGUGGGCUAGCCAGUAACUUAAACAUUUCAUCCGCAGAUUUACAGUGAUAUCUGGGCAUUCAGCCAAGUGUUUGAAGUGUUUUCUACAAAUUUUUGACAACUCUAAUGGAAUUUUUUUAUGAUGCAGUAUCAAUCAAAGAGUCCCGCGAUGCGAUUUUCACGUUACUCUUCUUUUUGAAAGAUUUUCAAUUUAGCUCUUGGAGUUGUACGACCCCGACUUCAAACAUCUCGGAUUUGGAUUGGUUCUGCAUUAUGUGAAAUCCAAGUUUUUUAGAGUACUUGUUAAAUAGAUGUCGAAAAUCUCGUUCAUCACUGUGAAUGUUAGUACUUUCUUCUGCGGUAUGACAAGAAAAGUUGAUUGUUUUGCUUUUGUGUUGUGUUCAGUGAAAAUCUCGAUUGCAUGGGAAAUAUUUUUCAACUAUUUUUUGUUUUUAUAGGCACGCAGAUUAGCCAAGUUCCUGUGGUGGCAAGGCAACCUCUUGAUCUCUUCAAGUUUUUCACUGUAGUCCGAGAUAGAGGCGGUUUACAAGAAGUGAGUUUAUUUAAUAAAAACUCACCCCGCUGCGGCUAGCUACCUGUUUCAGGCCCUUUCAACCAGCUGCACGUCUUCACGAAGUUUUUCCGCGUUUCCUUUCCCGCGCUUGCGACUAGUAACAAGUUGUCCGCGUUAGGUACAGGCAAAAUGUUUUCCCGCGCUUGGGACGACUUGGACUGCCAGACUGGUUACAUAUUUUCCCUCCUUGCGGACUGGUUACGUGGGGUGCUUACCAUGUACACAAACUACCUGGGUGGACAUUUGACGUGUUGGGAGAAGAACCCGUAACAAAGUAUAUCCAAAUCAGCUGUACAAACUAAAAAAAGUGGAAAAAUUGAAUCGCUUCAAAUCACAACCCGUAUUUUUCUGAAGCUUCCCAAAUGGAAUAUUCUCCCACGGAGACGUUCUUAGGGGUUCGUCACGCGCUCCUGAAUGCGUUCCUUGUGGGGCAGAAACGCGUGACGAACCCGUAAGAGAGUCUGCGUGGGAGGCUACAAACCGAAUGGCACUAAUCAUUCAAUUUUUUAACCGGAAUUUCCGGUUUUUGCAUGUAAAUGGGAAGUACCCAUGUUUUCCCGCGCGACGCUGGGACUGGUUACAAGUUUUCCCGCCUUGGACUUGUGAGUGGUGACGUCUUUCCCUCGCUGGGGGCUGGUAACUUGUUUUCCCGUACUCACUUGCAACCGUUGUUCUUCUUAGGUUGUGAGAAGAAAGCUAUGGCAGGAUGUCUUAGAGGCCUUAAACCUCCCUAUGGAUAAUCCCAGUAUAGUGAAUAACCUUCGCAACCAGUAUUCACGAUACCUGCUCUCUUUUGAAAUGAAACAUACCAAGCAAAACUCCAUUGAUGACAUAAAGAUUAGCCUUUUGGAAAAUUCAGGCAUUCCGCCUCCAAAUGCUACUGUUACAUGUUCGGAGGCAAUUAUACCCACAAACAGUCUUACACAAAGCCAGCGGGAAACUUCCUCCAUUCACGGAUCCUACAACUCAAUGACAAACGAAUCUCCUGUCGGUUUGCCUCCCAGCUACAACGCUAGGGAUAGCUAUGCGGAAUCUAGCUACGAAAAUAGCAGUAAAAGUUUUCCUGACCUUAGAGACAGUUCUCUUAAUUUUCAAAUGAAACAACCGACUCCUCCCAAUUCAUUUGGAGUACCUCCGUAUCCGUACUCUGGGGAUAGGAGACAGAGUUUAUCCAAUCAACCCCAGGCAGGGCUUCCUCCGUACAUGUUGUCGCAACGUAAUAUGUAUCCGGGACCCCCUUCCAUGUCGCCGUACUUUCAACAGUCGACUUCACAAUCAGGGCAUCCAGCGACUAACUAUCCACAUUCGCAGUACCCUCAACGGGCAAGUCCGUCAUUGAUGGGGGCGCUCUCAUCAUCGCAUUCCAUGAUGCCCAGUGCAAGCCCACAGGAUAAGAUGCAUGUUGCAUUGUGGGGCUCCCAGUAUAGCCCUUCAACAGAACCAGAGCACAUUGUUGAUUACCCUCCCGGGGCACACAGUGGGCGAGCUCCUCGUUCAUCAAGCGGUCUUCCGCCCCAGUUCUCCCCAGCACCUCCCUAUGGCUCAUACCCAGGCCGUCAACAAAGCCAAUAUUCCGCCGCCACUCCGCCAUAUCGUCCCAGCCCCUCGCCGUCACCGUCGUCCCGGCAACCAUUGGCGCAGUCACUGCAGGCGUCACAGAAGAUGAAGUAUCCUCACCAACAAGCAACGCAGCAACAGCAGCAGCAGUCACAGCAAGCUGUAAAGAGGGAUAUGCCCUUUCCUAAUGACUGUGUUGAGGCCACAAGGCCUGUCUUUACCAAGAAACGCAAGCUUACGUCUAGAGACUUAGGUAUGUUUGGCAAUUUUUUGUUUGACAAUACUUGAAACAAAAACGAAAUAGAAGAAAGAAAAAUUCUUUUUACACAGAUGAGUCCUUUAAAGGUGCUGUCCAAUGUUAAAAUCCAUCCAAAGCAAUUUAUGUUAACAUGAACGUGUUACCCUGUGUCCACGCGAGUCCGUUAAAGCAUUUUUGAAAAAGAAAGAAAAACAGCCUCCAAACACUUAAAAAUAAUUAACUGUUAACUCUGGCCUAAGGAUUGGUUCUAAUAGGUAGUUUAGCAUACGCAACUUCACGAAAUAAUAGAGGGCUUUUUAAGAUCCGACGGCGGCAACAGCAAUUUCACAUUUUAUGGAGGAUUUUAACAAGCGACAACAAAAUUUUCUUUUCUUUUCUUUUGUCUUCGUAGGAAUUUAAUUCCAGGAGAAUUUGUCUACACUUGAUUAAGUGAGUUGGAAUGAUCGCGAUGAAGAUUAUUUCAACUCAAAUGAAAUGUCAAAUGAAAGUAAAUCUCCCCGGAAUUGAAUUCUUGGGGACCGAACCCAAGUUAAGAAUAAGAAAAAAAAUUCAUUGUGGUGUGUUUACGUUCUCCAUAAAACGUCCCGUGAGAGAAUUUCUCGAAGUAGUCGUGCAAUGAUGGCAAAGAAAUAUACAAAAAAGUGUGUUGUACGUGCAGAGUGGUGAUUUUGCUUAUUAAACGUAUUGCUCUUCUGACUUCCUCGUUGUCGUUGCCGUCGUCGAUGCUGAAGCUCCUAUAACCCCUUAAGCCCCGAUAUCCACAUACAAAUUCUCCAAACUAAUCUCCAUACAUUUUCUUAAAGAGUUGAGAGAAUUUGAUAACAGAUCAAAGCAUUUUCUCUUUAGAGGACAUUUUAUUAACUCUCAUAGCCAUUUCCCUUGGCAACAUAUGGAUAUUUGUUAGGAUAAAAUUGAUGUUUGUCACUAUUGGGACUUAAAGGGUUAACUUCCGAAAACUGCAACGUAGAAGCAACGGGAAUUUAUUCCUUUUCAAAUGUUAUAAUUUUCAGGUCCCGUGGAAGCCUGGCGAGUUAUGAUGUCAUUGAAAUCUGGUUUGUUAUCGGAGGCCACUUGGGCUCUGGAUACACUCAACAUACUCCUGUAUGACGACAAUACCGUAGCGUACUUCAUGUUAUCGCAACUCCCGGGUCUCCUGGAAAACCUGAUUGAUCACUUCCGGCGGUAUCUGACGGAGAUUUUUGGUGCAUUUGACGAGAGCGAGAUCACUGUGGGUGCUAAGGUGUUUGAGCCAUCNCCUUAAGCCCCGAUAUCCACAUACAAAUUCUCCAAACUAAUCUCCAUACAUUUUCUUAAAGAGUUGAGAGAAUUUGAUAACAGAUCAAAGCAUUUUCUCUUUAGAGGACAUUUUAUUAACUCUCAUAGCCAUUUCCCUUGGCAACAUAUGGAUAUUUGUUAGGAUAAAAUUGAUGUUUGUCACUAUUGGGACUUAAAGGGUUAACUUCCGAAAACUGCAACGUAGAAGCAACGGGAAUUUAUUCCUUUUCAAAUGUUAUAAUUUUCAGGUCCCGUGGAAGCCUGGCGAGUUAUGAUGUCAUUGAAAUCUGGUUUGUUAUCGGAGGCCACUUGGGCUCUGGAUACACUCAACAUACUCCUGUAUGACGACAAUACCGUAGCGUACUUCAUGUUAUCGCAACUCCCGGGUCUCCUGGAAAACCUGAUUGAUCACUUCCGGCGGUAUCUGACGGAGAUUUUUGGUGCAUUUGACGAGAGCGAGAUCACUGUGGGUGCUAAGGUGUUUGAGCCAUCUGAGAAGGAGGCAGAUGAGUGCCAGCGAAGCACGGAGGAAGAGGAAGAGAUUGAUAAGAUAAAUCAAAACGCUAAGCGGAGUUUUAGCGCCGUGCUGGUCGGCUCAACGUUUCAGUUUUCCAGGGAAGGAUUUCAGAGCGGUUCAAGUAACUGGCUGAUGGGCGGUGGAGAUACAACUCUUCAUAUACAGACACAUAUGGGUUCUAUGUUGACUGAACAGCAGUGCCAGAGCACUUGUAUGAAAUCCGAUACGGAAUUGCAGUGUUCCGAGGAUUUGAACUGUGGAAAAGUUCUAAGAAUUUAUAGCGAACAAAAACAGCUCUCUAGCAUUGGAGAAAAGAAGUCGGAGGCUUUGUGUAUGGACAUGAAUUGUCCAAGAGACAGAAAGUGUAUGGUGAAUUGUAAAGAACUUAAAAAAGAAUCCUCUUGUCCAGUUUCGGUUAAGGAGGAUUCGGAAUCUAAACCCGAUACUGUCGUUAAAACAGAAGAGGAGCAGAACGAGAACUCUACGGACGAAAACGAUGAUGAAAAGUUUACCGCUAAUUUAAAAAAGGAACUUGAUUUGGACUUGGACUCGGACCCUGAGGAUUCCGAAGCUGACGUAUAUAUUCAAAGAGAAGUUGUGGGUAAAAUGAACGUGAAACAAGAACCAAUAAUUGAAGAACAAUCAUGCGGCAAAGAGGACGCUCCGCUCUGUUUAAGAACUGAGACCCAAGAUGCUGUUUCACGGCGUUGUCUCUGCGUGUCAAACAUUCUUCGAGGACUUUCUUUCGUUCCUUUAAAUGACGCUGAAAUGGCGCGGCACGCGGGUUUGUUAUUGAUCGUGGGUCGUCUGCUGCUGCUCCAUCAUAGACAUGCUAAGCGCGUGGCUUAUCGUCAUUCGUAUCUCCAAGAGGAUAUUGAGCUCGAGUCCCCCAGCGAUGAUCGUCAAGACUGGUGGUGGUAUUGUCUGGAGGGUUUGCGUGAGAACGCGUUGGUAAUCAUAGCCAAUAUAGCGGGCCAGCUCGACUUGUCCCUUUACCCUGAAGCGAUCAGUUUGCCGCUUCUGGAUGGACUGCUGCAUUGGUUCGUGUGCCCUUCCGCUACCGCUGAAGACCCUAUGCCGACAGCAACUCCGGGCACCUCGCUAUCCCCGAGACAACUUGUUCUAGAGGCCCUGGCCAAGAUGAGCAUAUUAGAGGCCAAUGUUGACCUGAUUCUCUCUUCGCCCCCGUUAACACGCGUCGAUGAACUCUAUGGCAUGUUGGUUCGUCUGGUCGGGGAGAGAGGUAAUCCAGUGACGCGAGAAUUUGCCCUUGUUCUUCUGUCUAACCUUGCACAAGGAGAGAAUUCCUUUGUUGGUUUCGGCGACAGCAAAGCGUGCAUUUCCAUGUUGUUAGAAUUUAUCGAGGAUGCGGCCUCUACCUUGAGUGCUUAUUCGGCAGGCAGUGCUCUGGCCCAAGCUGGUUUUCCGUCGGAGAACUUAUGCGGUACAAGUGUGGACAUGUUGCGAAGGGCGGCAUCGACGCUAGUUUGCCUGGCCCGGAUUCGCUCAAAUCGCAAGCUCUUUCUACCCUUCCAACAGCGUAUCCUGCGCCUUGCGAUAAUGAAAGUCUUGGAUAAUAUGAUAACAGGUCAUUUGGCCGAGAUUCUGUUCUAUUUAUCAAGGUGAUCUUCUCAGUGCUCAAUGACGAGGCACAGUUCGCUCUCCUUUAAUUUUGUUCGUAACGGUGGAGGAAUCUCCAAGCAGUUAAUACCAAUUUUGUUCUCCAAGAACAAGUCCGUUUUUUUUGUUUAGGUAUGUAGUUGUGGCCAAGCCAUACAAAUAGAUAAAAGGUGUGUGCACUAAUGUUUAACCACGUUAAUGAACAGUUGUCCUUUCUCGGCGAUGAUUUAUUUUUCAUCAGUUGUAUAGCUUAUCUUCCGGCGACUACCAUACAAAAGAUACUCGGCAUUAUUAUUUUUCUUCGGUUUUUGCGGUGUUUCAGUGUUUGGGCCUGGUUUCAAAGUGUGGGAGUUUUCUGCAACCAUUUCCUGUGUUCCGCAACAUUUUCUCGAGCUCUCUCAUUUAAUCCGCCUUCGACCGAGCUCUCCGUUAAACCGUUAAAAAAUCCUCCGGUACAAAGGAGUGGUUUCAGAAAACUCGCGCUUUAUCUUAACCGUAUCUUGGGGGUGAGAAUCAGAAUAUAAUUAAUUGUCUUUCUAAUACGUAAUCGAGCGUUACUUUUUAAAUAGCAACCAACUUUGCAAAAAAGAA